GAGAUAUAUAAUAGUUUGGAGGCAGCAUGCGUUAACACUAUCACCUAUCUGAGGAGUUUACACAGAGACAGUAUUGAGGCAGGCAGACUCUCCUUCUAGAAGCCGAAACUGAACUUUUAUCAACUGUUCUCAGAUCCUAAUUCAAAGGAACGUCUUGGAUAAGUGGUAUUUUUGAAAUCAGGUGUUCUAGGAUGGAAAUCCACACUCUAUCAGAAUAACUGAUGGCCAAUAGGUGCCUCCGAUCUUAGUUCGAUAGAUAAAAAGGAAAAAUUCUCUUUUUCUUCUCUGAUUUACAGAAGAGAAAGUAACUUGGUGGUUCAAACUGGAAUUCUUAAAAGUAUAUGGACUUUAUUUCCUAAAAUUUAUAUGUGUUUUGUGCAUUAGUGAUUUUCUCAGGCUUUGGAUAUUUGCUAUAAUGAAUCAUCACUGUUUUUCCAUGACAUCCUGUAUUUAUGAAAAUCAGAAGAACAGUUAAAAUAAAGAUUCUGAAUAUAUAAAUUUUUUUAUUUAAUAAUAUCAAUCAAGAUGACAUGCAGAGUUCCUACUCUUAUAAAAACUACAAAGGUGCCAAAAUUAGCCAUCAAUUGAUGAGCCAAAAUUUUUUUCAAGUGUGUGCCCUCCUGUUGAGCUAAUCUUUUAAUCCAGAGAUUAACAUCAGCAUUAAUCUUCAUAGAAGAGAAGCUGAAAGGAUAACGGUAUCGGCCCUCAUUCUAUUUGUUUCCUCUCUGUAUUGGACCAGUCAGAUAAACAAUUGACUGCAGACACAGGUAUGAGGACUGCAUUGAUGGAAUAGAUUGCUACUCUGUGUUGUGCUACUGGGGAGAGAGGACCAAUUUACUACUGAAUGUGAUUCAUGGACUUCAAAUGAAAAUAACUCCUCAACUCUCAUAGUGUCUUCAUAGAUCAGGGAAAAAAAGUUAUAAAAGUCGGAAGCAAAAGUAAUUCUUUCAAGUGAGGAAAAUUGAUUUGUAGGAGAAGUGGAAUUUUUUGUACUGAAACUGGACAACAUUGAAAAUUGGGAAUUUUUACACAGAAAAUUCACCAAGGAUCUUCUUUUAUUUCAGCUCAUAUGGAGUGUGCUUUCACCAAUGGGGAAAAAAUGAAAAUCUGUUGUUCAUCAAUUAAUCUGAAUUGAAAAAAAAAUCAUUUGAAACUCAAAAGAGGAGCAAAUUUUUUUUAAAUGCCGAUUGGGAAUGUACCAGCAUAUGACAACAUCACAUUUACCCACGGAAUGUUUGUGCUGGAAAACACCAGUUUUAAUCGUAGGAUCCACGGAUGCCAAUUUGAUGCGGGAGAAUUCAAUGACACGGACAACUGUACCAGUAUUCUCUCCAUUGAAGAUGAUCAGAGGGGGUACAACUGGCCCAUUCUACUCCUGACCCCCCUGAUUUUUUUCGGAGUGGGAGGGAAUAUUUUAGUGUGCAUGGCCAUUUCUAUGGAGAAACGUUUACAAACGGUGACCAAUUACUUCCUUCUAUCCCUGGCCAUUACGGACCUAUCUGUCUGUAUCAUUGUGAUGCCAUUCACAGUAGUAAAUGAUUUUACAGGGUACUGGUUUUUUGGACCAAUCAUCUGUAAUUUAUACGUCACUGCGGACGUCUUCAUGUGUACAGCUUCCAUCCUUCAUCUUUGUACCAUAUCACUAGACCGAUACAUGGCAAUCAAAUCACCUCUAAAAUCCAGAAACAUCUCCAAAUCUGUGGUCAUCAUCAAACUAGCAAUAGUGUGGGUCAUUUCUCUGGCCAUUUCUAGUCCCAUUACCAUACUAGGUUUCAUUAACGAGAGCAAUGUGUACUCUAAUCAUCACUGUGCAUUAUCCAAUGGUAAUUUUAAAAUUUAUGGAUCUGUUUGCGCUUUCUUCAUUCCGUUAUUUAUCAUGGUUUUUUCUUACGGGUUGACACUGUAUACUUUGAUAAGCCAAUCACACAAGCUUCAUGCUCAAGGAAAAGAAAACGACGAGCCUGUCAUUCGAAGAUCGUUGAGCCGGAAGCCAUUGAAACACGGGACCAGGGUACGAUUUCAGGCCAGAAAAAGGAACAGAAGUCAUAAUCAAGAAGAGGCUGAGGACCAACUGUACACACCUAUCAUCAAUCGCAAAUCCAACCCCAAAUCGUCCAUGCAUUCAAGUGUAGAGAACAUUUCAGAAACGUCUAGUCCCCGAGGCAUGGGUGCCUCAUCACCAUUAAUAGAUAACCAGCAACUCCAAUCCCCCCCAAAUCUCAUGAAAGAAUUAGAAAUGUCAGACUCCAAUUGUCAUUUAAAUCUGGACCAAAGCCCAGGUGAUAAGUCCAAAAAAGUAAAACCGUGGACAAGAUCGAGACUAAUUAUACCGAACGGCCACACAAGCAACCUUAGGGGACUUGUCAAAAAACACCAACUGGUCUUAAAGGCCACCAACAUCUUGCUAUUAAAAAAAGCUCACAUAAAAAAAUUAGACGAUGUUCAUACUGAGCAAAAAGCCUCUAAAGUGAUAGGAAUUGUGUUUAUUAUAUUCGUGGUGUGCUGGGCGCCAUUCUUUGUUCUCAAUAUCAUGACCCCCUUGUGCGAGGACUGUAGCUUCGAGCCUGCAUUGUAUGCAUCCUUUAACUGGCUUGGCUUCAUUUCAAGCACACUGAAUCCCAUCAUUUACACCAUGUUCAACAAGACCUUCAAAAUGACCUUCAAGAAACUUCUGUUGUGUCGCUAUGACCGUAUCCAACGUAAACAGAGAGUGCGGAGCUGGAUUCUUAGCAACGGUUCUCUUUACCACAAUGGCUCCGAUUCUAAUAAUAGCAUUGAUAAGUUUGAAACACCUUGUUAAUUUUUCAUCACUGGUCACAAGGUCAUGACCUUGACCUGUGAAGAGGAAUAUUAAAAUAUGGCUGCAAGUGGAAAUGUGAAGAAGGAUAUACCUUUAGGUUUUAAAUAUUGCAUAUAAAUUAAAGUGAGAUUUUCAUAGAU
Molecule: messenger RNA, 2940 nt
Organism: Saccostrea cuccullata (small rock oyster)
Lineage: Eukaryota; Metazoa; Mollusca; Bivalvia; Ostreida; Ostreidae
Product: 5-hydroxytryptamine receptor 2A-like
Exons: 3
Coding region: 1181-2800 (539 amino acids)
Biological process (GO): adenylate cyclase-activating adrenergic receptor signaling pathway
Cellular component (GO): plasma membrane
Molecular function (GO): dopamine neurotransmitter receptor activity, coupled via Gi/Go; G protein-coupled receptor activity
Source: RefSeq, a predicted model, not a curated record